AUGAGUACAGUAUUUCGAAGUGAAGAAAUGACAUUAUGUCAACUGUUUCUACAGCCAGAAGCAGCCUAUUCUUGUAUAUCGGAAUUAGGAGAACUUGGAAUUGUACAAUUUAGAGAUUUAAAUCCAAAUGUUAAUGCAUUUCAACGAAAAUUUGUCAAUGAAGUACGACGUUGUGAAGAAAUGGAACGAAAAUUACGUUUUCUUGAAACAGAAAUUAAAAAAGAUAAUUCACACAUUUCUGAUCCAGAAGAUAAUCCGGAGGCACCAAAACCAAGAGAAAUGAUUGAUUUAGAAGUAUGUAUUGUAUGA
This is a messenger RNA of Didymodactylos carnosus, 309 nucleotides long. NCBI's taxonomy places the organism in Eukaryota, Metazoa, Rotifera, Eurotatoria, Philodinida, Philodinidae. The record is from the annotation of a GenBank genome assembly.